AUGCAAAAACUGAUCCUUACUUCUGUGUUUGGGGAUCAAAGCAUUGAGGUGCCAAGUGAUUUUGAGGGGAAUAGUAUGAUGAAAAGGAGGAUGCCUAGUAUAAAAAAAGUUGUAGUUCUAGAUGAUGUGAAUGAUCCAAAGUUGUUAGCAGAACCAAGUUGGUUUAGGCCAGGAAGUGGAAUCAUCAUUACAUUAAGAGAUAAGCAAAGUCCAUCUCAAGGUUAUGAAGAGCUAUCUAAAGAGGUUUUGCGCUAUGCUGCUGGUCUUCCUUUAACCAUCAAAACUUUAAGUUCAUCCAUCCGUGCUCCUUCCACAGUUGUAUGGGAAGAUGCCAUUAAAAGACUAGAAACAAUUCCAUGGGGUGAUACCUUGAAAAUAUUGAAAAUAAGUUAUGAUGCUCUAGAGGAGGAUCAGAAAGACAUAUUCCUACAUAAAUCCUUGAUAAUUUUCCGUGAUGAUCAUUAUGAUGAUGAUGAUAAGGUGUUGGACAUGCAUGAUCAUAUAGAAGAAACGGGAAUGCAUAUUCUUCGUAGGUUGGAUCCUGAUGAGCCAGAGCGACAUAAGUUACUAUGGAUUAAAGAUGAAAUUGAACAUAUAGUAAAAGAUUACAUGGUUCUUCCCAAACUCAGGCUCCUUGACUUUAGUCGUUCUGAACUAGAAACCUUUGAUUCAGCUGGGAUGACUACAAAUAUUGAAGAACUAGUUCUUCGUGGAUGUGAAAAGUUGGUGGAAGUCAACAUUUCUGAUGAAUAA
Messenger RNA from Erigeron canadensis, 753 nucleotides. Its product is annotated as disease resistance protein RUN1-like. The transcript has 4 exons. The record is from RefSeq and is a predicted model, not a curated record. NCBI's taxonomy places the organism in Eukaryota, Viridiplantae, Streptophyta, Magnoliopsida, Asterales, Asteraceae. Gene Ontology annotation, biological process: defense response. The coding region runs from base 1 to 753 and encodes 250 amino acids.